GGGAGCGGCAGGAGGAGCGCCGGGCGGGGAGGGGGCUGUGUCCUCGGGGGGCGUGGGGGGGCUGAGGGAUUUCCUCCCCCCUAUUGUUCUCGUCCCUCCGCGCCCCCCGUUAAUCCCCCCUCAAUCUGGGGCGGGGGGACCCCCCCAGUCCCGCCGGUCCAUGGUGAGGCGGAGGCGCCGGCAGCACCCAGAGCACUGGGAUGCAGCUUUGAGGAGUCAGCCUUGCUCUGAGAGGAUCCCUUUGAACCUCUGAGCUGGUAUCUGGCCCCUUUGGACAGGAACAAGAAUGGUGAAUAACACUGAAGACCCUCAAGAGGCUUUGUAACGUCCCAUCCUCAUGUAAAGUAUGCUCAGAACUUUUCCAGUAGUCCUGCUGGAAACCAUGUCUCACUACACAGACGAGCCAAGAUUCACCAUAGAGCAGAUCGACCUCCUGCAGCGCCUGAGACGCACGGGAAUGACCAGGCAUGAGAUCCUGCACGCCCUGGAAACCUUGGACCGUCUUGACCAAGAGCAUAGCGACAAAUUCGGGAGAAGGUCUGGCUACGGAGGCGGCUCCUACAGCAACAGCACCAACAACGUCCCGGCGUCUUCCUCGACGGCCACGGCUUCCACGCAGACCCAGCACUCCGGGAUGUCCCCGUCCCCGAGCAACAGUUACGACACCUCCCCACAGCCUUGCACUACGAAUCAGAACGGGAGGGAGAGUAACGAGAGGUUGUCUGCCUUCAACGGGAAGAUGUCACCCACCCGCUACCCCCUGGCCAACAGCCUGGCCCAGAGGUCCUACAGCUUCGAGGCUUCCGAGGAGGACUUGGACAUCGACGACAAAGUGGAGGAGCUGAUGAGGAGGGACAGCAGUGUGAUAAAGGAGGAAAUCAAAGCCUUCCUCGCCAACCGGAGAAUUUCCCAAGCAGUUGUUGCACAGGUAACAGGUAUCAGUCAGAGCCGGAUCUCCCAUUGGCUGUUGCAGCAGGGGUCGGACCUGAGUGAACAGAAGAAAAGGGCAUUUUACAGAUGGUACCAGCUUGAGAAGACAAAUCCUGGGGCUACACUAAGCAUGAGACCCGCUCCCAUCCCAAUAGAAGAGCCAGAAUGGAGACAGACGCCUCCCCCAGUCACAGCUACCUCUGGGACCUUCAGACUACGGCGAGGCAGUCGGUUCACGUGGAGAAAGGAGUGCCUGGCUGUUAUGGAGAGUUACUUCAAUGAGAAUCAAUAUCCCGACGAGGCAAAGAGAGAAGAAAUUGCCAACGCCUGUAACGCAGUUAUACAAAAACCAGGUAAAAAGUUGUCGGAUUUGGAGCGAGUUACCUCCCUCAAAGUGUACAACUGGUUUGCCAACAGGAGGAAGGAGAUCAAGAGAAGAGCCAAUAUCGAAGCAGCAAUCCUGGAGAGCCAUGGAAUAGAUGUACAGAGUCCAGGAGGUCAUUCCAACAGCGACGACGUGGACGGCAACGAUUACUCGGAGCAGGACACUUGGCAAGUCCGCAACGGAGAGGAGGAGGGACGAUGUUCCGAGGGAGGCAGAGAAGCAGAGAAGGUAGAAGAAGACAGGAGGAACUGCUCCAAACAAGAUGACAGCACUAGCCAUAGUGACCACCAAGACCCCAUUUCCUUAGCCGUGGAGAUGGCAGCAGUCAACCACACCAUCCUGGCGCUGGCCCGGCAAGGAGCCAACGAGAUCAAGACAGAGGCUCUGGACGACGACUGAUGCCAAGAAAGGGGAGGGUCAAAGCAAGAAGUAACUUAGUUUUAGACGUAGCACCUUAGCAGACUUUCCUCGGUCCUUAAUAUGUGUUCUUACAGUAUAACUUUGCAGUUUCUUGUACGUCAGUUAGCUGUUAGGGUCUUGUUCUGUGAAGAUGGCAUGGUGCCCUCAGCCUUUGCAUAUACUCUCUCAGUAUUAAUUCCCAGUAAAUAAUCAAUCAACCAACCAACCUCCCUCUCCCGGCCCCCAGUGGCUAGAAAGGUAAAAUCAAAAAACAAAAAAACAAAAAAACAAAAUAAUCAUAAAAAAAAAAAAGAAAAAAAAGAAAAAAAAAAUAUAUCUUGCUGCUCUGUCUUAGCAUUCAAAGUGCUUCCAGGUAUUUUAGACAGCCCUCAAUUACAAGUCUUAGGCUACACUUAAAAUCUUGGAUAACCUUAGAGAUGGUGUUGAAACCGAUAGUCCGUACGCUUUCCCUGCCCUGAGACUGGAAGGAUGCAAGCUGAGGUAGUGGCACAGGGUGGAUGGACACCAGACCGGGAGUAUCAACAGAGAGUAAAAAGAACACUUAGAAACCCCACUCCAGCAUGGGAAUAAAUGAUUUCCAGCUGCAAUAAGCCGUGCCUCACUGGUCAUACAGUGACUCCGUUUACUUCCGGGUGCUGUGCUGAGAAUGUCCAUUGGAAACACAUUCCCACAUUUCGGUCGAUGCUCACAUAUUCAACACAGACAUCCUCUACUCUCACAAGCUGCCUGGCUUAGUGGAGAAGUGCUGCCUUCUGCCUCUGGGACCAUGGUUGAAGCCCAGCCUGGGAUCAAAUGAAAAAUGAGCUGAAUGUCUAAUGGACAACAGUCCACUUCUCAGAACCACUGCGCGUUCUUGGCAUGGCUGGCAGUGCCUGCUCAGAAGAGGUCUAGACUCUUACCCAUCUGUCAUUAACAAUUUCACCUUUAAUUCCUCCUCUCUCACCUUUUCUGCCCCCACCCUACUCCCCUCUCCACUUUGCCACUUUCGAAAGCAAUGUUUUCCAGGAAGGUUGUUAAGGUCCUGAAAUGGGUGAGUGGAUUUUCACACGCCUGUGUAAGUAAUGCCUACGUCCCGACUAGCCUGAAAGGUUACUGGAGAAUUCGACAUCUGACCUUUGCUAGAUAACCAUCAGAGCAUAAAUAUUCUCCUAAAUAUGAACUUUUUUUGUUGGUUUGAAGGCAGGAGGAUCUCUUACCUGAGAAAUGGGGUGUGAAUGUUUUGUGUUCUCUUUACUCUGUCUUUGUUAAGGUGUGAGAAAGCUAUACUGCUACGAGCAAUUUAAUUAAUAAUUGGAAGCCAUACUGAUAAUGGAUGUGGUAAUAUUUGUAAAGCAAACCUACUCUAAGUAGCAGGAACUAAUGGAAUUGUUUUCCUUGAUCAUAUGUAGCACUUUUGUUACUUUUUUCUUAAAGAUAUUUAUAUUUGAUAAGUCUUUUUUUUAUCAUUUGAGAAUUCCAAAUACCAAACAGCAAACUUGCAUUACAGAGUCACCCUGCGAUCACCUUGUCAUCUAGUAUCUAAAUGAUGAACUGUGUGUGCAUCUAAGAAAAUUACAUCUGCUAGCAUUGUGUGGAAAUGAUCUCCUGGCAUCCUGAUAAAAUGAUAUGUUGCUGCCGGUAAGAGGAAACAUUUUGAUGGAAACAGCACGAGAAGCGUUAGAGACGGGCAGGGCUGUGUUACAUUAACAGAGAACAAAUUAAAAACCUACGGAAAAUUUUCGUGUAGAGGCACAUAUAUAAAAGUUUGCAUAGUGUUUCCUCCACAUUCUGCUUUAUCUUCCCAGUUGGUGUGGGAAUAGCUUAAAGAGGGGAAAACAGCUCAGUCUGAAGGAUGGGUUUCCCUUUGCUCCCCUCCACUUCUGAGGUGGAUCAAAGGGAAGUUCCCGUUACUCGCCUUGUUCUCAUCCCUUCCUCCCUCUUAACUCUCAGUGACCCCUCCAGAGCGGCUCCUCAGCAGGUUUUGAGCCAGGCUGAGCCCUCCAGAUCAGCUUCCCCCGUGUCCAUGUGGAGCAAGCUGCUCCCCCAAGUGCCCAGGAGAUGCUGUGCUCAGGGGGCACCGCCCUGCCACCUCUUUGUCCCUUGGAAGAUCUAUAGGUAGGGCUUGGCCUUGACUUCCACUUAUGGAUUUCAUUGGAAAAUUUAUGUGCUUUCCUUAGGUAUAGAUCACUGGAGCAGAAUGAAGCCGUCUUUUUUUUUCUGUUUUAUUGCAUUUCUUGGGUAGGCAAAUUCAUGAGUAGUGUCAGGGUGGACUCAGGAAAGGCAGGACUUGGAUCAGUGACCAUUGCACCACUGCAGUUAUUUUCUUACUGCCUGUAUGAAUGUUUUGGUACUAAGGAGUGAAAGGAUGGGGAGAGCUUUUAUUUCUAUUUUUGCACAGCAGAAUGAUGGAGCAAACUCGAGCCUUAGUGGAAUUUUACCUACUUAUUCAUUCCACAGUCACACACUGAGCUGACAAGCAACAUCCACGAUUUAUAGUAAGGAGAUUUUAAUAAUCGAUGACCUCUUUACGUUGGGCUUGCCACCACCAUUUGUUCUGGCUGUUUCAUUUUAAAAAGAACAGACUCAAACUGUUGGACAGCUGCAAUUUUAAAAGACAUAUUGCUUAUUGCUUACCAUAGUAUCUGUAAAAAAAAAAAAAGGCAUUGUUUGAGGCUUUGCCUUUUAAGAGCAAUAAGGAAGAAUAAAAAUAGUAUUAGAACUUAUAUAUCCUGAUUAUAGGUUCAUGUGAUGCAGGAUCAAAGUAACACCGCUGAAAAUGUGUGUCUGUACCAUCUAAUGUAGAAUAAUCUGGUCUUAAUUCUGUUUGUCACUGUCAGGAAGCUGCUGACAUCCCACACCAGUAUCUUCUCUGAAGGUUAAACAGGUAAAAAAAACCCUUGUGAGCAGAUCUUCCUGGGCUGUACAUGCCAGUUCUCUGCCUUCCCACAUCAUCAUCUUACCAGAGAAAAUAUCAAAUAUCUGGGGAAUCAACCCCUUGGUUCUGUGGGGUCGAUGUUUGGGGUGUGUCUGCUCUGGCUUCUCUUUGGGCAUCGAGAAGUACGAGUGGCACCUCAGAGGGAUGAGUGGGACCUCAGCUGUCCCCAGGGUGCUCCUGGCAGGUUGUUCCCUUCAUUCUGGAAGUUCACAAGGAGCCAUUUGCAGCUGCUCAAUCCCUUUUUGGUUUGAGGUGAAUUAUCUGGAAUGGGACAGGUGCUGAUGUGAUGGUACCGAGAUGAACGAAUGUGAUCUGGAGUAAGUGAAAGAAUCGGUGGAGGGCGUGUCCUGGAAUUCAGGAAUCCUGGAAUUCUUUCUUCUGGGGGUUUUUCCACGAUAUGGAGUUGUCUUUGUCUUUCUGUCUGUGGUUUUCCUUGGACAUGAAGCCUCAUUUUGGUAGCACUGCAGUGGAGUGGCAGUUUGUUGUAGCCAGGCUGGAGUUACUGCAGUUUGUUCUCCUUGAAGUAGCUCUGGUGUCAGAUCCGAGCUUCCUUUUUGUUCUGUGACCAGAGAAGAAGUUAAUUUAAGAAGCUCCUCAUCUGUGAUGGUCACAGAUUGCUUUUACCUUCGUAGAGUGAGUUCUGGCUGAUAUUUUGUCCCUCAUAAAGUCCUUUUACUUGAGUUGUUGUCUCUGACCGUCUUGUUAAAACAACAAUUUCUACCUCCACUUCUUUUCUGGAUUCUUUUGGUGUAGGGUUUUUUUUUUAGUUCCCCCACUCUUUUCCUGAAGUAUGAGAUCCUAAACAUUUGCAAAAGCCUUAUGAGUUGAUAAAAAUCAGCAGAUUUGUUACCUGUUGAUCUUGUGAAUACUCUGUAGACACACGUGUGGUUGUAGUGGAAUCCUGUGCUGGAUGUGAGUCUGCAGUGCACCCUUGCAGCAAUUAAGGAAUCUCAUUAAGAGCCUUCAGGAGGUCAUGGAAAGGGUUUAGACCCCUCUGUCUAUCUUUUGUGGGACCAUUGUGUGGGCAAGAAAGGGGGAGAUGGAAGCACAUGUCACAUAGUGGGAGAUUGCAGGAGCUGGGAUUGUCCAGGCUGGGUCACAGUACAUCCCAGAUUUUGGGCGUUAACUGUCUUAAUAAAUCAGUUUUAACCUGGGGGUCCAGUGCAGGGUCCAGAGUUGGACUUUGAUGAUCCUUGUGGGUCCCUUCCAACUCAGGAUAUUCUGUGAUUCCAGAGAAGACAGAGCCAGGCUCUUCUCAGAGGUGCCCAGCAAAAAGCUGAGGGGGGAGAGGGCUGAAGUUGCAUUAAGGAGAAUCCCAGAUGGAUAUAAAAAGAAGUAUUUUCAUGCUCAGUAGUAGAAAUGGCCCAGAAAGUCAGUGAAAUUCCCAUCCUUUGGGAUACACAAAAUUCAACUGGACAGGGUUGGAUUAGAGACCUCCAGAGGUCUCUUCUGACCUAAAUUAUUCUCUGAUUCUGUGCAGACCUGCUCAGGUUGAGGUGUUCCUUAGUUCUGAUCUGUACAUGUUGACUUCUUUAAAGAAAUUCUGUUAAUUUGUUGAGGGGUUUUUUCUGUUUUGCUGUUCAUAAAAAUUAUCUUUUCUAGUUUACUAAUAGAGGAGCUUUAUUUGCAGGGUCUGGCUCCAGGCUCCAAUCAAGCCAUAAGUUAGAGAUUUCAUUAAUUAUUUGCUCUGUUUACACAGUUCUUCAGGGAUAUUUGACUUACUCUGUUUGUUUCAUUGCCUAACAUCAGACUGGUAAGUUUUUCAUGUUUUUGUAACAUUUGUGAUUUGUAGAUCAGUUUUUGCCUUCAUUUGUGAAGAUUUAUCUUUGUCUUGCUGCUGUGAGUGCAAGUGAGAAACUCCACAUAGCUGAACCUACUUCAGGAAAAACUCAAGCCCACUGUGGUAAGCCAGAAAUUUUGGGUCAGGAAAUCACAAAUUGGUGAUUGUUAUGAGCUGAAAGGGUUUGAUUGGGAAAAAGUCAGAUUGUGCUCAGCUGGAUCCCCCUUAUGCUGUUGGCCACUUCUAGGAAAAGCAGUGUGGUAGUUGAAAUAAGCUUUAUUUUUCAUACAGAUCAACCCACUAAAAUUGGUGUAAGAAUUUUCCAAACUCAAAAUUGCCACCUUGAUGCAGGAUGUUGGGUUCCCUGUGUGUGAUCCUAACUGGAAUCCAAAGCUGGAGUCACACUUUGCAAAUUACUAAAUUCAGUGUGAGACUCUGCCCAUAAUCCUGAGCUGUGGGUGUUCAGCUGGGGAUGGUUUCCAACCCCUCCACUGCUUUAUCCCCUCCUCAUUUUAAUUAAUAUUUGUAUUAAUGUUCCUCCUCCUCCCACUCCAGCUCCAUCAUGGUGCAGCCCCCACUUCCCAGUGCUCAUCAGCUUCUUUCAAACUCAUUGAGUAAUUACCAGCAAAUUUUAGAGGGUUUUGUCAAAAUUUUGCUCUUAUUUUAUCUGAGUUUUCCCACUCAAGUAGCUCUUGCACUCUUUGAAGUUAUUUAACUUGAUAAUAUUAUUUUGAUCAAAGUCUUAAGCUUACAGGCAAUAAUCUUUGGUUUGGUGCAGCUUUUGGCAUUUGGCAAGAAUCUUUGUUGGCAGGAUUGGUUUUAAAAUUGUGUUACAUGUCAGUGACCUUAAUAUAUGUUCCUUGCAUGGAUUUUGUGUGUUUUUAGCAGAAGUCAGGGGCUGGAUCCUGAUCCCAGCUACUUUAAUGGAGUUUUAUGGAGUUUUCACUGUGAUGAUUCCUUGGAAGGGAAGGUUGAUGGCCUGACCAAAAAAAUACCUUGCAGUUCCCAAGAAGAGUUGCAAAGACAUUUCAACCUAAAACAUUCCCCCCUGGGCUUUUGAGCAGCUGGGAUAUUUACUCAGGAUAUUGGAACAAUUAUUGGCCAAAAGGGAUUUGGUACAGCCCUAAAACCCUCAUUUCAGCCUCUCUUUCUCCUGUCAAAUUUAUGGGGUUUAAACUGUCUGACUAAAGACUUUGCACAUUCAUGAAAACCAGAGGCAUUCUAGAGAUGGCAGCUACAAAUCCAAAUUUAAAAUACACUGAAAUUAUCUUUUUUUUUCCUUUAUGAGAAAUGUGUUACAACUAAAAGAGCGUGGUUGAGUGUUUUGAGGACUGUCAGGAAGGUGACAGGGAUUUGAUGUUGGUUUUUGUCCAACAAAUGUAAAUCAAAUCAAAUCAAUGGAAGUUUAUCUCAGUGGCAGCAGUGAGGCAGAGGAAGAAAAAUUUAAACUCUUUUACCAAAGAGUUUGUUGCCAUCCUUGGUCUUAGGUUUUAUCACUUAAAAAUAGCCUGGAAUUGUUUGUUUUGUAGCUUAUAUCAGAGGGUUGUGGAAUGGGUUGAGUGGGAAAGGAUUUUAAAGAGCAUCCAGUCCCUCCUCUGCCAUGGGCAGGGAAUCCUUCCACCAUCCCAGGUUCCUCCAGGCCCCAGGUCCAUCCUGGCCUUGGACACUUGCAGGGAUGGAACUUCCACGGAGCUAGAAAAUAAUUUGCCAUUUGAAACCCAGGGAAAAAAUCACAAAGCGUUUUAAAUGCCCCUUUUAAUCAGGCUGAUGCAGCAGAAGAACCGAUGGGCUUGAUGGCUGCAGUCUGGAGCUCUUUCCCUUUCUUUCAGGGAGGUCUGGAGCGCUCCAGCCAGGAGCUGGAGCAGGAAUGAAGUGAAGCCAUUGAGCUGGAGGGGCUGGUGAUGGGCCUUUGAUGUUUCUGUAUGUGCAGAGCAUCUCUCCCUCAGCUGCCUUGGCAGAAACCUCCCUGUGCCAUUUAUUCCCUCUCUGCUCAAUGGCAGCGGGAGUGUUCUGCUGAUCAAAACAGCCAGCACACUUGUGCUGAAUCCUUUCAGGCUGCAGCCAGGGUAAUUGGGAUGGGCAGGAUAAAUGGAUGGGAGUAUGGCAGUCACAGUGAUGGCAGCUCUUUUCAAUGGCUGGGUGUCCCUGACGGGUAAUUAGCGGCUUUAGAACCACGGGGAUUGGCAUGGCCGUGAUUAAAAGGAUUUCUGUCUUUUCUGUGAUUGAAAACAGAAGAUCUCCCACCCCCUAAUUCUCUUUAAUACCAGUGUUAUUAGUGACACUUGGAACACAGCUCCUCUGUAAACUUAAAUAAUGACCUCAGUGAAUGGUGACUUAGAGCAGCAGGGACUGAAGCGAGCUCAGUUUUCUAUGCAAAGCUGCUCCUCCUGAUUCUGUUUCCCGCUCCACGUGCUUGUCACUCCCAGCGAGUUUGGAGACAAAGAGGACAUUUGGUUGUGUGACAGCCUGAGGACAGAUUGCCCAGAGCCUGGUUUAGCUCUUCUGGCUCAUUUUGGAUUUAAGGAGAUGAAGAGGAUGAACUCUGCUGGACUCAUCCUGAUUUUUCACCUGUCUGCAGCUGGAGGGUUCCUUGGAGCAGGGAGUGUCCCUGGCUCUUGGGUGCCACUCCAAGUUCCCAUUCCCAGUUUGGAAGCCUUAUCAGCACUUGUUGCCAUGCUCUCCUCCAGCUCUGCUCACAGUGUAGAGAUGGGAGCUAACUCCCCUUUUUCCUUAAAAAAAAAUCUCAAUUUUUUUUUUUCCUAUCCCCCCACAGGAGACUUGGCUGGACACUAUCCUUGCCAUUCACCCAGGAUAUCUGGUGUUGACCCAAAAUAUCAUCAUUUUCCCCUGAUCUUGUUAGAUCCUCCAAAAGCAUCUGCCAUAGGGUGUUCUGUGCCUUUUAAAUCUGUUUUUGUGAGUAUCUGUUGCCCACUGUGCACUGCAGAGCCUGUGCUCCGUUUUUGCCCUUAAUUCUUGACCAGAUUUUUCCAUAAUUUUGUUCUCCACUUAUCAGGCAGGUUUCCACAUUUUGUUGGCAUGUAGAGAUGCUUAAAGGGACUCUGAGUCAAAUUUAGUAAAAUUGGCAGGUUCCUCUCACCAACAAAUUCUCGAGAGAAUUUAGGGACUUCCCUUAGGCUCUUAUUUAAAUCUUCCAGUUACUUUUCAGCUUCUUUGCCUUGAAAUCCUUGUGAAUCCCAGUUCAGAGCAGACCUGUGGCCCUGGGUACUUCAGUUCUCCCAGCACAGUUCCCAGCACUGCACUCACAGUAGCAAUGGGAACAUCUUCUCUUUUAGAAAACACAUUUUUAGAUAUUCACUUGCUGCUGUCACUGUCCUCAAUUCAGCUUCCCGUCCUCCUCUCCCUUCCCCUUAACUAAUUAAAGUCUUCCAUGUUAUGGCAAGAUGGCAUAUGUAGCUUAAAUAACCCACCUCUUUAAUUAAGAGGUUGAAUUCAGCCUUCUGAGAUAUAUUUGACAUCAUUUGAGAUUUAAAAAUACAUUUUACUUACACAGUUUAUCCGUCAGAUCGCUCAAGGAGGGCAAAGAGAUAAUGAGAGUAAAUUAUUAAUUAAUAUUUCUCACCCAGUAUAUUCCAUUAAGAAUAUUAAGCAUUUAUUCCAUUCCUCAAAGCACAUUUGACUUUGGAUUGUUCUUAAGUCUGCCUGCUGAUGAAGUUGCUGCUGUCUCUCUUUGACAGGACUGUAGGGACAGGGUGGAAAAUACCCUUCAGGACCUAAAUCACAGCCAGGAAUUCCAAAUAUCAACUCACUGACCAAGUUUUCCACUUCCUUUAGCAUUGUGAGCAGAUCUUUUCAAGCCAGACAUGCCACAGACUGUCCCUGACACAUCCAAGCUGUUCUUAGCUUGAAAACAAUUGGUAAAAUGGAGUGAAAACAGCAGCAGGAGCACCUCCACUUCCAGUGUAUGGGAUGGAAUGGGAUGGAAUGGUGAAGGAAUUCAAGAUGUUGUUGGGAAAGACCCGGGAGUAUUGCACAACAUCUGGAACUGCUCCCUGAAGAGGGGAAACACCUUGGGAUCUUUGUUGAUGAGAGGAUUGAAGUGGUUUGGGAGCUGUUACUGGAUCUGAGCUGUGCUUUUGUUUGUUUUCUCACAGAGGUGGUUCAGGGAAGGGCUGUUAAAUCCCAUCCCAUCCCACUCCUGCCAUGGGCAGGGACACCUCCCACUGUCCCAGGCUGCUCCAGCCUGGCCUUGGACACUGCCAGGGAUCCAGGGACAGCCACAGCUUCUCUGGGAAUUUCAUCGCAGCCACAUCCUCACAGGAACAAUUCCUUCCCAAUAUCCCAUCCAUCCCUGCCCUCUGGCAGUGGGAAGCCAUUCCCUGUGUCCUGUCCCUCCAUCCCUUGUCCCCAGUCCCUCUCCAGCUCUCCUGGAGCCCCUUUAGGCACUGGAAGGUGCUGGAAGGUUUCCUGCAGAGUUCCCUUUCCGUUUAACCAAACAUUCCCACCUUGGCACACAGGAACAGUUCAAUUCUAAGAGUUCAAUUCACCACUUCUUCAUUCAGAGCCCUUCACUUACACAAACCUUUCUUCUGUAGAGCUUUUUAAGUCCCAGUCCUCUUUCUCCAGGGCCUUGGAGAAAAUCAGUGCUGUUGAGAUGUGGAAAUGUUUAUAAAUCUCUUGGAUAUAUGUGAUAAAUUUGUGAAGGGAGAUGCAGAAUAGAGAGACACUUUCAAUUAGGGUUGGGUUUAGUUUUUUAAUUAUUUUUCUUUUUUUUGAUGAAGUAGGUGGAAUAGGGAGUUUGCUUCGGGAUUGUUGGAGGCCACCUGACCUUCAGGGUCUCCUUGUAGGUGGCAGACUGGUCCCUUCUGGCCUUAAUUGUAAAUCUAUGACUCCAAAGAGAUAAAAUGUGUCUUUUACCUUUAGAACUUGUUCAGAAUAUUGAAUAGUUUAUAGAGAUUUGAGUUCUGGAGGGGUUCUCUGCAGCAAGAACUUUCCAUCAGAGAACACGUUGUGCCUUAUGUCUCUAACCCCACUUCCAGUUCCAUACAAUAAAAAUCUUGUACCAUUACCCCCAAAUUCAGCAUAAAUAGAAUUUGAUCAAUUAUAACCAUUUCUUUGGGCUGCAGUGCCUCAGCAGCUGAUUUUCACAAAUACCAUUGUCAGAGGGCUUCAAAAAAUCCCACAGCCAGCACAAGCCCUCUUGCUAAACUUAUUUCCUCCAUGGAGCCUGCAUUCCUUGAAGAAAUUCCUGUGGAGAGUCUGAAUUCAACCCUCCUCAACUGCUCUGAGCCAUUUGCUUCCCUCUGAAGUUGAUUCUUGGUACGGAAUUUAUCGGUAUAGGUCAUUAUACUUACAUAUUUGUCACAUUAUUUUCCCAGAUUUCAGUGCUUCUCAUAGAAAUAAUCUCUUUUAUCUUUCAUGCAAGCUCCUUCACACCCCAAUAAUCCCAUUUUACCUGGUUUGCCUGUUGUGAAGUGCUCUGACCUGAAGCUGUUGUCCUUGCAGCCUCCAAGUAAGGGAUUGAUGUUUCCACCCUAUAAAAAACAAUCCAUUGUAGGGCAGAAGGUUCCAGACUUUCUGCUCUGGGGUUUCCCAGCUCUCAGACCCUUCUCCCUUCCCUCCUUGCAAUUUAGAUGAUUAGAAAAUCACAGAAAUAGCAAUUUUUAAGUAUAAUUUUUUUUUAUUAGUACUUGGAGACUCUUUUUUUUUACUGGGAACAUUUGUUUACUGGGAGACACCCCCCUUUCCUUUGGCCUUUUAGAUGGUGCUGUAUCCAUUACUUACUUGAAGUAUAUAUGAAAUAAAUAAGAACAAUUUUAUCUACUUUGGCCGGUUAAAAGGAAAAAAAUCAGCUCAUGAAUUCAGCCAGUUUACAGCAGGUUCUUCACUUGCACAAUUCUGUGUGAAAUCAGGACCCUGGGAGAGGGACAAGGUGGAAAUGGUUUUUUCAUAGAAUCAUGGAAUGGUUUGGGUUGGAAGGGACCUUAAAGCUCAUCCAUCUGCCAUGGGCAGGGACACCUUCCCCUAUCCCAGGGUGCUCCAAGCCCUGUCCAGCCUGGCCUUUUUUAUUCCAAUUUAUUUCAAUUUAUUUUGCCUUGCUUACCCUUUCUGUUGGAACCUUAAUUGGAGCAGUGGAUUUUCCCGGUUUGGGUGCCUGCUUUUUUUAAUGUGGGUGUUUGGGACAGGAUGCCUGGAUUUGCACAGCUUUCCCAGGAGUCUGCUGCUUCCCUUGGACACUUCAUUUAUCCAGGGUUAGGAAUCUCUCAUCGAAGCCAGAGUAGCUUUUUAUUAUUAUUCAUAAGUUGGUUUAGGCUUGAAAAUCAUUGGAAAAUCUUGAAGUCACUUUUCCAAAUGAAAGAAUUACAGUGAAAAGAGAGUUUGGAUUUUGAGCUUCCCAUCUUCCAGUGUUAUCCACUGAAUUUUCUGUUCCUUUUUUUUGGCUUCUGUGUGAAUUUGGGUGUCACCCUGAGCCUUGUGCUGCCCUGAAGCUGGUGACUGGUUUUUGGUGGCUGUGGGGUCAGAGCCCUGUUUGGUCUUUCAGGAGGGACAGAUUCCCCAUUCUGUCACCCAAUAAAAACCCAAAAUCAAAACCCCUUUUUCCUUGCUGUUGGCUCCAGGAAUGUCUUUCUGAAUCUCAUCAAAGCCUCUCUAAUUUUGCUGCUGGCAUUCUGGGCAGCACUUUUCCAGCCAGUGCUGCUGCUUGAGGCUGGGAGAGCCCGAAGUCCCUCAGCCUUCAGUCAGAUCCUGUGGGAAGGGGCAGUGUCAUUGUGUCACCGUGGGACAGGCUGUGUCCAUAACCCAGGAAUAUCAGAUUUAAACUCAGUUUAAACAGCAGCUCUGUCACAGGGUGAUGAGUCAGAGUUACUUGUGGCCACGGGAAGCACCAUUUUCCUGACACAUUGCCUUGGCUGUCUUCCUCUUGGUCUUUAUGUUCUUCCCAAGGCUGCCACGAGCCCGGGAAGCGGGAGAUACGUGCAGUACUUCUUUCAUUUUAGUUUUUUUUUUUUCCUUAGUGUCGAUUUAAAAAGUGCCUAAGUGAGGAACAGGACUCCAGAGUGAGCUGGAGGAAUAGGAUUAGACCUCAUUUCCCUCUUAAGAAAAGAGCCCUCCCUGCAUCCCUCCUCACAUCCCUCCGGAGCCCGGCAGAAUCCGGCUGGAAAAAGCUCCCUGUUCUUGCCUUGUGCUGCCCUCCUUGGUUCUCAGUCUUUUAGGGGGGAUCUCAUUUCUCAGCCAAACAUUUGCAAUCUCUGGUUUGGGGUGGAUGGCAAAGAGGGGGGAAGCUUGGAUGAAAUUCAGUAGGAAACUGCCUCUUGGAUUGCAGAUACAAAGAGCUCUGUGUGAUAAACUUCCACCUCUGGAAAACCAGGUGGAAAAAGCUGAUGUGCUUCCUUAAUCACCUCCUUUGGAAUCACAGAAUGGUUUGGGUUGGAAAGAACCUUCAAAAUCAUCCAGUCCCACCCCCUGCCAUGGGCAGGGACACCUCCCACUAUCCCAGGCUGAUCCAAGCCCUGUCCAACCUGGCCCAGAACAUUUCUAGGGAUGGGGCAGCCAAAAGCUCUCUGGAAUCCCAAAGGCAGUUUCUUCCUAUAUUCUUAAUUAUUUCUAGGUUUAUCAUAGUGGCACCUGCUAAACAUUUUGUCCAAAUAAUCCUAACUAUUGGCAGGUGGUUAUAAUUUUGUAAAGGUGAGAAUUUUACGUGGGUUUAAAGACUAAAGGAAUCAGUGAUAGUUUAAAAAAAAAAAAAAAAUCAUUAAAGGAGGAUUUCUUCUGACCAGAGUGAAAGGAGGUAACAGAACACUAUGAAGGUGUUUUAGUACCACUUAAGGGUUCAGCAAAUGAAAGCAAUCCGUGUUUAGAUGUUUUAUUUUUCAUUAGCAACAAAAUGUUUUCACUCUGACAACAUCCAAGGUGGGAAAUCCUGGGAAAGGACUGUUGGAAAGUUGUGAGGACAUCUCUGCAGAGGGCAGAAACUCAGCCUCUGGGGAGUGGAUGUUGAUAGAAGCAGAUAGAAUGUGGGAAUCCAUUGCUGGGGUCCUGAUGGAAAUCCCCUGUUGGUGGAGCCUGUGGUCCUGCUCUGAGAUGCCUUUUGGGAGUGGUAUUUCCCUGAGAAGUGGUUGUCACUGGCAGUGGGUGUUGGUGACAGCAGAUGGAUGCUGUAGUUGAGCGCUGCAAACCCUCAAGUGAGGGCAGGGUGGAACAAGCUCAGAGCCACACAAAAACAGAGCUAAACCCCGGCGAAGGCCAGGGAGGUUCCUCACACCCAAAUCCUGUGUGUCUCGACUUUGUCCCACUGUUCCCUCCACCUUGGGGCGGGUGCCAGCCCUGCAUCUCCUGUCCUGGGCUGGGAUGGCUCCAGCUGCCUCCUGUCACUUCACUGUCACCAGCUCCAUCAGUGACACCCAAGACGAGCCGUGUCCCAUCCCUGUCCUGUCCGUUCCUCUGUCGGCCUCUCCCACCCAGCUGCUGCUUUGCCCCAGCUGGGCCCCGUGUCUCAUCUGCUGUAGGUGUCCUGCCUACCUCAAGAGGUAACCAUGGGAUGCUGGAGUGGUGUGGUCACCCUCUGGUCAGUUUUCCAUGAGCACUAGCGCACACUCACACUCACACUCACACUCACACACACACACACACACACUGGAAUGUAUAUUCUCCUCCCCCCCAGCCCCCAAAUAACCUCUUGACCUGAUCCUUGCUGUAGCCACCACCAACUCCUCUUGCAAAUUGGAUGCUGCUUUAAAUGUGAAAACAAAUGUUCAAGAAGCUAUAAAACCUGAAUGAAAGCUAAAGCUGAAUUUAUAAAGCCUUGUUGCAUAUGAGCCAAAAGUGCAAAAAGCUCUAUAUAAUGAACUAACCUGCCACUCAUAUAAAUAUAAAUAUAUAUAAAUAUAUUAAAAUCAGACUGUUCUACAAAAUUGUGUAUUUGUAUUUUUGUGUACGUACAAUUUUCUGCUAAGCAGAAGGAGGAUGUAGUAUAGGAUGAUGUGAGAAGAGAUUUUGUUUAAUCAUAUUUCUUUGUUACUUAUUUUUGUUAACAUCCAGAUGCCUGUCUUUGUCUUAUGUGUAUGACACUGUUCCAAAGGUGCAGUAUCCCUCUCCCGCGGCGCGUCCGACCUCCUUCCUCCACAGGGAAUGAGUCAGGUGAUGCCCCUCAUCAUCAUCAUCAUCGUAUCAUCGUAUCAUCAUCCUAUCAUCAUCAUCAUCCCCUUCAGAUCCACCCUGGUCUUGAUCUUAAGGGCUGCUCGUUCAGCUGAGAGACGAGAUGUUUCAUUGCCCGCGCCUUGUGAAGUUGAAUAUUCAUGUGCUGGUUGACUCCUCUGCACGUAGCUGUUCCCUGAACACGUUUCCAUGCUCUGCUGCUGCUCCUCAGCCUGACAUUCUGGGGAGAAAGAAAUGGAUUGGAUAGGUUGGGAGGGAGGAUGAGCAGAUCCUGGUGGUGGGAAGUUGCUUGUGGAGAAGGAAGUGCCGGGGUGGUCCCUGGGGUGAGCCUCACUCAGAGCCCACGGGGGAUGGAGGAAGCACCUCCUGUUCCCCACGCUGGCUGUCAGGGAGGAAGGCUGGGGAGGAGGUGAUGGGUUAUAACUCUCCCUGUGCCCCCUCAGGAACAUCCACCCCAGCACCCCUGGUGGCUUUGGGGCACUUUGGCUCUUGGCUUUGGGAAAGUUGGAGCAGCCCUGAGAGGAGUCCAUCUGUUCAUGUGCUGCCCUUGCAGUGAAGGCACUGAGUGUUGAGAAGAACAUUCCAAACUCUUCUCCCAGUCACUGCCUUUAUCUGCAAGGUGCUGAUGGUUCCCUGUGAGGAGAAAAGGAAUAGUGUAGGAAACCUGAGAACCCUUGGUGUGCUUGGGAAUUGUCAUUUAUCCAUCACAGAGAACUGUCCAGGGAAACAAAGGGCCCAAGGAAGCUGGAUAGGACAGGAUGUAGUGGAGUAACUGAUGGAAAGCUUGGGGCGGGAGAUGAUGAAGUUCACCUUCAGUCCCACCACAAUCCCUUGAGGAAGCUGAUCCAGCCUCCAUCCCAAAUGCAGGUGAGGCUCAGUGUCCAUCACACCUUCCCCUGGCAGCAGGUGCUGUGAAAACAAACCAUCAUCCUGUCCCCUUGUGCCCUUCUUCAUUUUCUCUUUUUUAAUUUCAUCCCUGUCUUCGUUAGAGCCGACGCGCGGCCCGGGGAGAGCGAUACUGCACCUUUCCACGUAGGGCUCAUAUUUAUAACAAUGUGUAAUGACUGUAGCAAAAGUCCUUGUUUCUGUAUGUGAAUGGACAGAGAAACAAGUGCUCUAUUGUAUUGAUUAAAAUAGUUCAAAUGAGUCCUGUAUCAUUGUAUCUCCUAUUCUGGAUUAGUGCCUUUUGGACAGUAGACUGUUCUGUAAUUAAAAUGUAGUAUAACUGCUUUUUUGUACAGUUUUGUUUUAAUAAAACUUUUUUUUAAUUUGUGUUUAUUUUAGUAUUGUACCUAUUAGAAAAUAAAAAUGUAUAACUCAA
This is a messenger RNA of Poecile atricapillus (Black-capped chickadee), 16861 nucleotides long. RefSeq names its product homeobox containing 1 (gene HMBOX1). The record is from RefSeq and is a predicted model, not a curated record. Gene Ontology annotation, biological process: positive regulation of DNA-templated transcription. The transcript has 12 exons. The coding region runs from base 347 to 1714 and encodes 455 amino acids. NCBI's taxonomy places the organism in Eukaryota, Metazoa, Chordata, Aves, Passeriformes, Paridae. Gene Ontology annotation, molecular function: double-stranded telomeric DNA binding. Gene Ontology annotation, cellular component: nucleus.